UCUCUGACCUUGGACUAAUGAGCCAUUUAUUUUGGGCCUGUCCCCAGACUAAUAGUAGCCUGGGGCGCCGUAUGGAGUUCAAGCUUUGGAAGAAAGCCAGUCCCAGCCCCUCUACUUUUGCAUACCUGAGGCAGAAGACCUGCCUGUGGUGGUGGGGGGUGUCACCUGACAGUUUCCCCACCAGGAAACUGAAGUACCUUCUCCAAGCUGUUAUGGAGGACAUUAGAAGUACACAUGAGAUAAUCCAGUGUCCCUCCCCUCUCCAUGGUAUAAUGCACUAUCCACCAGGGUUUACUUUUAAAGUUGGGGUCUUGCCCACUUUGAGGCCUGGCAGUUUUGAGAUUCCCUGGCCAGAGCUCUUGUCUGGCGGUGCUUGGCAGGUGUUCCCCAGAAGUCCACGAGAGGGCGCACAACACCAGAAACAUAAGAGACUUUCAGGGUGGCCAGUCUCUCUAGACAUUUUACCCCUUGUGUGUCCCAGUCAACUGCAGUACCAUCUUCUCUACUACAAGGUCUUUGGGUUGGAAAAACAGAAGGGGCAGUUUCUUGCUUCCACCCCACCACUUUCUCUGUCCAACUUUUGGUUUUGGGAUUCCUUCUCCAGAAUGUCUGUCUCACGAUUCUUUGGCUCGCUCCCAAACUGCUUCAGGAUGAAGAAACCCAAAUAUCAGACCUGCACUCACCAGGGAGAAAGAUCACUAGUGAACCCCCCUCCCUCGAGUCCUCUCAAGUCUAGCUCCACUGGACAGGACGCCUACAUACACCUCCCAAUAACUGGUGACUCAACAGACAGCCAUUUCCCCACAAUUUCUUUUAUUAAAGAAAAUCCCAAACAUACAGAAAAGUUGAAAGAACAAAUACACUAUUCACUGAAAUAUCAGUCGUUGAAGAUUCAACAAUGGACAUUCUUGCCUUAUUUGCUUUGUAUACUUUGGGGGAGGGGAGACCAUAUGGGAUUAGAUUAUACAUUUCUUGAAAUCAUUCAACUAUAUAUUUCAGCCACUGCCUUAAGAAGGACAUUCUCCUAUGAGUUUCAAUACUAUCAAAUGGCUUGGAUGGGUGGUUUUUCAAAAGGGGCUCCUGGAGCUCUCAGAAGGCUUUCUGGGCUCCUCAGAGCAAAGGGGAAGAACCCAUCUCUUGGCUCUUCCAUAUUUUCUUCCUUCUCAGAAAGGCAGAGUAGGAACAACACAGGAUUCUAGAGGGCUGUCUGGAUGGAAGGUGACAUACACAAACAAGUGCCACCUGGGAAGCCCAGACAAGCCUCAUUCUACCCUCACACCAGGCACUGGCAAUCUAGGUCCAAAUUCAGAGGACGUGACAGCCAACAGAGGGCUUUGGUGUGCCAGGUGGGGGCGGAAGUCACUGGGGAUGGGAUGAGCACCAGCCUAGAGAGCCUAGAAUAGCACCCGGUGUGGGGCUCAGUGCUGCCCCAACCAACUCAACCACGGGACUCAGCCACAGCACUGCCAAAGCGGCUGGGCUCACACAGCCAAGGUGGGUACACAAAGCCUGUCUCCAAGCCCAGGGGUCAGACAAGGAGAUCUCUUUGAGGGCUGGGCCCUGCCCCGCCAGCUCUGCUGGUAGGAUUAUAUAUAGAACGGGGAGACACAGUUGCCAGGCAGAAGCUGGAGGUGCUGGGAAUAGAACAGUGCCCUUUGCAGUGACAAAGCUACAGGGAAGCCUGCUAUGCAUGUGCCAGGCCUUUGGGGGCAGAUCCCCGACACUCAUUGAACUGAGCUGCAUGACCGUGUCCCCACUUCACAUGCAAGAAAUCAAGUUCAGAUGAAUGCAGUUACUUGCUCACCAUUCUGCCUCAGGACAGACAAGAGCCCAGUUUCUAGCCAUUGAUAGUGCUCACAGUCCUGAGACUCUAAAUAAAGCACUCUUAGUUCUCUGAACUUGCUACCUGCCUUGGUUCACAUGUGUCCACUGGCCUCCAACAAAUGUCCUUGCACACAGCAGUUGCUUCAGGAAGCAUCUGAGGGCAAGAGUGGUAGGUAGCAUAGUCCAAACUAUAUCGGCCUAUUGGGACUGGGCCCUGAGACAGCAGGACAAGGGGCAGGUUUGGGAAUGGUCAUGGUGGAGAGGUGGGGCCAUUUCUCUCCAGAGCUCUCCUUAGCUGGCUCUGCAGGAGGCCCUGAAAUGCAGCUCCUGGAACCUGGCUAGUAGACAGGCAGGCAGGUAUGCACUGUUGCCCCCUGCCCCAAGUUUCCUGCCCAGCCUGCAAUUUGCCAACUUUUAUGAGGCUGAGUGGCUGGUUCUGGUUCAAGGACUGUGAGCUGGAACAGGCCCAGAUCAGGGCCUCUUCCUGGGCCUCAGUGAAGCAUGCCCAUGAGUCAGCACUCAGCUGUGCACGGAGCAACAGGCAAGCAGAGUGCAGGAUGGGGAGCAGAGGCUCUGAAGAAUGGGCUUGGGCUGGCAUCUCGAGGUGCCUAUAUCCUUGCAGCCUCUGAUGGCUGUAAGGUCUCUGCCCUUGAAUAUCUUUCCAGUAACAUCCUAUCACAACCAGAGAUGACAGAAGACUGACAAUCACUCCAUGAUGCUUAAGAAUUGAUAAAUUUCAAAGACACAGCUGAGCCACCAUGUCGAGCCUCUGGCUAGGAGUGGCUAAGCCAUUACAGGUGCUGACAGGGUAUGGGCUGGGAGGUGGACAGAGGGAACUGGCAUUUGCCUUCCAAUUUGACUGUGUAACAACACUUCAUUAAAAUAAAAUCACAUGGUGCAUCUUUUAUUACACACUAUAUCAUAUCAAAACACCUUGACUGAUAAAGAUAAGCUUUUCUCCUAAGCUUUGAACAGUUUUAAAACAUUUUUGUAAGUUUUUGUUUUUUUGGAUUUUAAUAUAUAAAUACAGAAACCUAUCCUGCAUGGGCUAAUGUCAUGUGUGAAUAUCAAUGGCUAAAAUAUUUCCGUGUGCCUGAAAACGGGGGUUGCAGUACAUAGAGUCCUUUAGUAACUCUAAGUUUUCUCAGAAAAAAAUUCACAAGGGCCUAGGAAAAAUGUCCAGGCUUUUUUUUUUUUUUUUUCCUUCAGUGUAUUUGCGAUUGUUAAAUCCUCUGAUGGGAUCAGAUCCAGAAGGAAAGGUAGGGUGGAUGUGGGGAUGGAAGGGGAAGUGUCUGGGAUGGGCUCUUCAUCUUCCUCUUUUUUGGCAAGGAAAUCAAGAUAUCAGAAA
Messenger RNA from Arvicanthis niloticus (Nile rat), 3172 nucleotides. The record is from RefSeq and is a predicted model, not a curated record. NCBI's taxonomy places the organism in Eukaryota, Metazoa, Chordata, Mammalia, Rodentia, Muridae.